Messenger RNA from Trypanosoma brucei brucei TREU927, 1248 nucleotides. RefSeq lists its product as hypothetical. The transcript has a single exon. Bases 1 to 1248 code for a protein of 415 amino acids. Lineage: Eukaryota; Euglenozoa; Kinetoplastea; Trypanosomatida; Trypanosomatidae. The record is from RefSeq and is a predicted model, not a curated record.
AUGAGUCACACAAUGACAAAUGCUUCUACUCUCAUGAGCAUAACAGUUUGCGACCCCAACAUGAAAGGUACAGGAUUGGAAAUGGAAUGUUUACGUCCAUCCAUGCACAUUCCCGAACUGGUGCUCAUUCCUCCCAUUUAUGUGUUGAUAAUAUCGGGGUUUCUUUGCACUUUAGUUAAUGCCUUCUUCAACUACGUGUCUUUCGGGCGGAGCAGCAUCACAACCGCUAUGGAAAAACACACUCGUGUGAAAAUGCUUAUUCACCAUUCACUUAUCGUCCGAGAUAUGGAGGGGCACACCAGCGUGUCGAGGAGGGACAAUAUUUACAAUGAAACUGAUCAUCUACUAACUCAUAGUAAUGUUAGCGUAGACCAUAAUGACAGCGCUGUUUUCUUUCAGGGAAUAUUAAAUUCUGAUGCUUUAGGGUUCGAAUCACCAAGAGUUCCCGCCUCCGUGGCGGACGAGGCGCUAUAUGGUUCGUUGGAAUGUAUCCGACGCGUAGGACAGCAAAUUGUAUUUUCACACAACCCCAAGUAUAUGAUCAUAUCGAUCACGAAAAGUUUGGUGAUGCUCUUGGUGUUACAAUACCAUUUUGACUACAAUGGAGGGUGGGACAGGUUUGUAGUGUGUACGGCUGCGAACUUGAUGAGUGGUUUGCUUACUCCCGUUUUGGAGUAUGGUGCCGAGUUCCUGUUACAACUCGACCCCGAUAGCAAUCUAAAGGUUGCUCAGGAGCACGAUGAAUUGGAUGAUGUGGUACUUAUUUCGAGAAUACUCACGCGGAUCGGUGAAUUCAAGUUGGAAGACCUUGAAACGGUUUUGGUGCAGGGCUGUACAUUUAUUGUCUUUGGUGCGGUUCUCCUGCCUCCGGUAUUUGUCUUUUGUUUGGUGGGUGCUGCUAUGUUUUUGUGGUUGUUCGGACCGUUGUGGUUCGCUUACGGAUACUUCCGUCACCUUUACUAUAAGCCAAGGCAAAGCAAAGGGUUGUCAUCUCCGAAUGCCCGCGGGUGGCUGCGUAUUACCCCAUUCCGUGAACUUGCGAGGAUAGUGUUAUUAAAAGCAGUGACGUUGUUUUUACUUCAGUGGACAGUUCAAUGCAGUUUUUUGCUCGGUUUGAUGUUGUUGCAAGGUGAAAGCUAUUUGAAGGCUCUCCAUUUAGAGGUGAAACAUCAGUUAUGGAGAUGGAAUAACCCUCUGAAGAUGGGUGGUUUCCGACUUCUUUGCCUUGUCAGCCAACUUUUGUUUUAG